AUGACUUGGCACGUCGCAGCAGCUUUCGUGCUGCCGAUUGGCACGCUGGCAUUGGUGCUUCCGCCGUUGUUACAGCUAGAAGCGUCCGGGGAUCACUAUGCCAGUGGUGGAGGGUGGCCGCCGUUUGAAUGGCUCGCCGAGCUGUUUCUUGGCUCGAAACCAUGCAAGCUCACAAGGCUGCUUGACUACCUUGUGUCGUUGGAGCAGCGACGGACGAUUCUGUACUACGACGAUGCGUUUCCGGGCUUGUUCGCGGCGCUCGGCCUUUCGUUAGUGGGAUACUGGGCGGCUAGCGUAGCCAUUGCGAGGACCAAGGACGUGUUUUUCGCUCGCGGCUUCAAGGGUCGAGAUCUGCUCAAGCACAAGCUCGAGCCAAUUCCAGAGAGUCUCGGACUUCCAACCGCGGCGGUGUACAUGGGCGUCUUGUUCGUGUUCAUCCCGUUCAGGUACUUUUCAUCUCGACCGCAGCGCGUGUACAAGACGGCCGACGAUUGGCAAGGUCGCAUGGAUGGCAGGCUUGGAUUUCCGCAUCACGAGCUGGCGACGUUUCUGUCGGCUUUGCUCUCGUUCUUAUCGGCAAUCGUGUUGGGAUUCUUGGACGACGUGUUCGACAUUCGCUGGAGGUACAAGCUUCCGAUCCCGAUUAUUUCGAGCAUCCCGCUGCUGACCGUCUACUACGCAGGUGGAGGAGCAACGUCGGUGGUGGUGCCUGGAUGGCCUGGUGUGCUGAGGCGAUGGAUGGGUUCGUCGAUUCUGGAACUUGGUCCGCUGUACUACCUGUACAUGUCGCUACUCUCGACGUUCUGCACCAAUAGCAUCAACAUCAUUGCCGGCAUCAACGGUGUCGAGGUGGGGCAGGCGAUCGUGAUCUCGAUCUCGCUGUGCAUCAAUAGCUUGCUCUACCUCGACUCUCGUGCUGGCAUGCAAGGAUCUCGAUCGAGCACCGAGUUGCUUCGACGUCACCUGUUCAGUCUCUACCUUUUGCUGCCGUUGACCGCCGUGUGCAUGGCGCUGUUCUCGUGGAACAGGUAUCCGGCGCGUGUGUUUGUGGGUGAUACCUUUUGCUAUUUUGCCGGCAUGGUGUUUUCCACUGUCGGCAUCUUGGGACAUUUCAGCAAGACUGUGUUGCUAUUUUUCGUUCCGCAGAUCUUCAACUUUGUGCUCAGCUGUCCGCAGCUGUUUGGACUGGUCCCGAAUCCUCGGCAUCGCGUUCCGAGGUAUCACGCCGAGACCAACAGUCUAUAUCCUUCGAUCCAAUACUUUGGCUCUGGCGAUGUCGACAAGGACAAGCAGCUGACCAAUACGUCGAUGCAACCUUUACAUCCCGCCAGUACCGUCUCGACGUUGGUGCUCAAGUCGCUCUCUGCGCUCCACCUGGUCCAACUCGAGUUCUACGAUGCGCAACAACGUCGAAUCAAGAGCACUACGAAUCUCACCAUCCUCAACGCCAUCCUCGUCUUGCGACGUGUCCGACAUCGAUCCCAUCCAACCCACGACAACCAAAUCCCUUUCACUGGUCCACACAUCUCUGAAUACAGCCUGUGGCUCCACACCAUGCUACUCCAAGUCGCCGGUUCAUGCCUUGCCUUUGCCAUCCGUUAUUGGCUCGCCUCCAUCGUGUUUCCAUAG
Molecule: messenger RNA, 1629 nt
Organism: Mycosarcoma maydis (corn smut)
Lineage: Eukaryota; Fungi; Basidiomycota; Ustilaginomycetes; Ustilaginales
Product: UDP-N-acetylglucosamine--dolichyl-phosphate N-acetylglucosaminephosphotransferase
Exons: 1
Coding region: 1-1629 (542 amino acids)
Biological process (GO): protein N-linked glycosylation; dolichol-linked oligosaccharide biosynthetic process
Cellular component (GO): membrane
Molecular function (GO): UDP-N-acetylglucosamine-dolichyl-phosphate N-acetylglucosaminephosphotransferase activity
Source: RefSeq, a predicted model, not a curated record